GGUGGUGCGCUCUUAUCAACGACCAGUGAACCUGGCUAUCACUUUAUGCUGCCAGUUCUCACCUCGUUUAGAUCAGUUCAGGUAAAUAAACAUUUGUUAGCCUUAACUGUUAUCAUUUAAACCUCCAGGUGAAAACUAAGAUGUUAGAAAUAAUUUUAUUGCUUUUACCAAUAUUUUUACAAAAUUGUCAUAAAUAUUUAUCACUUCACUUAAUUUUGAAUAAAUAUCCUUAAAAAAAAAACCUUUAAAAAAAACAGUAUUUUUAUCUUUAUCCUACAAAGACUACUCUGCAGACAGAUGAGGUUAAAAACGUUCCAUGUGGAACAAGGUAUGUACUUCAAUUCUCUUAGGGGCCAUCCAUAUAUUACAUAGCUUCUGAGGGGGUGUGGGGUGCUCCACAAUGUUUUGAUAAUAUUAUUAGCUCAGUAGCAACUUGAGUCCAGGUACCUGUGGUUCUGUGCAUGACUUAAUUUGUGAUAUCGUUAUUGAACCAAAGACAGUCAUUAAAGAUAAAAUAUAGGUACUUUUAUACAUGCUAGGCUAAUUUUUAAUGUGGUUUACAGAGACUUCGUUUGCUUUUACGUCAUAAUUGUCUAUAAAUAAAUUGAAACAGGUGGUAGUGGAGGUGUUUAAAGCGAAUUUGUAUGUGUGCAUGGUGUUGGGGGGGGGGGGUCAAUAAAUGUAUGGGGGCAUGAAAAGAUGAAUUUUUUUUGCAUAUGCAAUAUAUGGAUGUGCCAUUAAUUAAAAAUAUAUAAGUAACCUGCUGUUUUUAAACUGAUCGUUCAGUAACACUUAAAUAGAAAACAGUUUUGAUUGAUGCAAAUAUAAAAAAUGUAAAACAAUUUCUCUAGCUUUUACGUCAUAAUUGUCUAUAAAUAAAUUGAAACAGGUGGUAGUGGAGGUGUUUAAAGCGAAUUUGUAUGUGUGCAUGGUGUUGGGGGGGGGGGGGUCAAUAAAUGUAUGGGGGCAUGAAAAGAUGAAUUUUUUUUGCAUAUGCAAUAUAUGGAUGUGCCAUUAAUUAAAAAUAUAUAAGUAACCUGCUGAUUUUAAACUGAUCGAUCAGUUACACUUAAAUAGAAAACUGUUGUGAUUGAUGCAAAUAUAAACAAUGUAAAACAAUUUCUCUUGCAGUGGUGGUGUCAUUAUAUACUUUGAAAGGAUUGAGGUCGUCAAUAAGCUGGAUUCAUCAGCUGGUAAUAAACUGUUUAUGAAAAUCAACAUGUUAUUUUUGAAAAUUUUUAUCAAGUUGUUAAUAAGAAAUGCACAUUAAUAUCUUGAAUGAAUCUCACUAAACAUUAUUAUUCUUUCUAUCAAGUUUAUGACAUUGUGAAGAACUACACUGCAGAUUACGACAAGACAUUGAUCUACAACAAAAUUCACCAUGAACUGAACCAGUUCUGCAGCAGUCACAAUCUUCAAGAAGUUUAUAUUGACUUGUUUGGUAAAUAUUUGAUUUUGAAUAGGUGAUUUAUUUUUAAAAAAAGCUGUUAAGCAAAAAAAUACAAUUAACUUUUAUUUUAACAAAUAAAAAAUUCAAAAAUAAAAGUUAAGAGUUCAGAGGAAAUAAUAAAACACACGAAAAGGCUUAAAUUACAAAGUAUAUUUGUAUGCUCAGAUGUUGUUGAGCCUUCUCGUCCAUGAGGGGCAUCCACCGAUCAUCGUCAGCGUCUGCGGUUCCUCCAAGGGCAUAGGCCACCUACGAGAGACCUCCAGGCAUCUCUAUCCUGGGCCAGCUUCUCCAGGAUCUUCCAUUCAUGGCCAAUUUUCUUGAUGUCUGUCUCCAAUUCUCGGCACCAAGUGUUUCUUGGACGGCCUCUUUUCCGCUUACCCUGUGGGUUCCAUUUCAGGGCUUGCUUUGUUAUGUUAGAAGCAGGUUUUCUUAGUGUAUGACCAAUCCACCUCCACCGCUUCUGGAGAAUCUCUUCCUCAAUGGGUUUCUGUUUUGUCCGCUGCCACAGUUCCUGGUUGCUGAUUUUGUCUGGCCAGUGAAUUCUGAGAAUCCUUCUUAGACAGUUGUUGAUGAAGGACUGGAUUCUGGUCAGGUUUAAGGCCGUUGUUCUCCAUGUCUCGGCUCCAUAUAGCAGCACAGGUUUUACCAUAGAGUUAAAAAUCCUUACUUUUAACUUGCUGCCUAAGUUGUUAGAGACCCAAACAUUCUUGAGUUGUUGGAAGGCUGCUCUUGCUUUUCCUAUCCUUAUUUUGACGUCCGCAUCUGUACCACCUUGUUUAUCUACCAUGCUGCCAAGGUAAACAAAACUGUCCACCUCCUCAAGGGCUUCUCCUUCAAGCAUAAUGGGUGAUGUACUGGUGGCAUUAACCUUGAGGAUUUUACUCUUCCCUUUGUGAAUGUUGAGACCCAUGCUAGCAGAAGUGGCUGCGACAAUGUUUGUUUUCUCCUGCAUCUGUUGUUGGGUAUGUGCAAGAAGUGCAAGAUCAUCAGCAAAGUCAAGAUCAUCCAGUUGAUCCCACAAGGUCCAUUGGAUGCCAUUCCUUUUCUGCUGUGUAGAUGUUUUCAUCACCCAGUCAAUGGCUAACAGGAAGAGGAAUGGUGACAGCAAGCAACCUUGUCUCACACCAGUCUUCACCUGGAAAGCAUCUGUCAACUGCUGGCCAUGGAUAACUCGGCAGUUUAUCCCUUCGUACAUGUUUCUGAUUAUAUCAGUAAUCUUCUGUGGCACCCCGUAAUGCCUUAGCAAUCUCCACAGGGUUUGCCUGUCAACACUGUCGAAGGCUUUUUCAUAGUCAACAAAGUUGACAUAGAGCGGCGAGUUCCACUCUAGUGACUGCUCUAGAAUGAUGCGCAGUGUCGCUAUCUGGUCCGUGCAGGAUCUGUUGGUGCGAAAGCCGGCUUGUUCGUCCCGCAACAGAGGGUCUACAGCGUUUUUCAUCCUGUUAAGUAGUACACGGUUGAAAACCUUUCCUGGGAUGGACAGCAGGGUGAUCCCUCUGUAGUUCGAGCAGGAGCUUAAGUCUCCCUUCUUUGGGAUCUUGAUAAGGUAUCCCUCUUUCCAAUCGGAAGGAACUUGCUCCUCUUCCCAUAUCUUCAUAAACAGAGGGUGUAGCAUUUCCACACUGGUUUCCAGGUCCGCCUUCAGUGCCUCUGCUGGGAUGCCAUCAGGUCCCGCAGCCUUUCCAUUUCUGAGUUGUUUAAUGGCCCUGCUAAUCUCUUCUUUGGUGGGACUAUUACAGUCAAUUAGCAGGUCAUUAUCGGCUGGUUGGAUAUCUGGUGGAUUUCUUGGUUCAGGCCUGUUCAGGAGCUCUUCAAAGUGCUCCUUCCAUCUCCCUCUCUGUUGCUCCUCACUUGGUAUGGUGUUUCCCAUUUUGUCCUUCACUGGUCUCUCUACCUUGCUAAAUUUCCCUGACAGCGUCUUAAUGGUAUCAAACAGUUCCCUCAUGUUCCCCUGGUGAGCUGCAUCCUCUGCUUCUUUAGCAAGAUUAUCAACAAAUUCCUUCUUGUCUCUCUUGAUGCUUUUCUUAACUUCCUUAUUUGCAUCUGCAUACUCCUUCUGGGACUUGUUUUUCUGUGCUCGGGUGCGGCUGUUAUUCACUUCUGAUUUCUUUCUUUUCCUUUCUUCUAUUUUAUUCAGCGUACCUGCUGUCAUCCAUUCUUUGUGUGCCUUUUUCCUGUUUCCUAGCACUUCUUGACAUGUUGACUGGACUGUUUCUUUCAUGCUUUGCCACUUUCCUUCGGUGGUUUCAUCUUCAAGUAUUUCUUGUAGGACUUGGAACUUAUUGAAUAGUGAGAUUCUGAAUUCUUCCUUUUUGGCUUGGUCCUUCAGGAGGGAGGUAUUAUACCGAGUCCUGUAUGCUGUUUGCUCGGUAUAAUGUCUCUUUAGUUUUAAUUUCAUCCUGGCCACAAGAAGAUGAUGAUCUGAGGCAAUAUCAGCUCCCCUCUUAACACGUACGUCUUGGAGAGAUCGCCUGAAUUUUUUACAAAUACAUACAUGGUCUAUUUGGUUCAUCGUUCUCAUGUCCGGAGAGACCCAUGUAGCUUUGUGAAUCCUCUUGUGCUGGAAAAUGCUCCCCCCUAUGACCAGGUCAGCUGUGGCACAUAGGUCCGCAAACCUCUCACCAUUGUCGUUCAUCUCGCCUAUCCCUUGCUGUCCCAUAACCUCUUCGUACCCUGUGUUGCUAUUGCCGAUCUUGGCAUUAAAGUCUCCCAUGAGGAUGACGAUGUUCCUCCGUGGGCGAUCCUGGACUAUGGUCAUUACUCUAUUGUAGAAUUCUUCUUUGUCUCCUUCAUCACUUUCAUUAGUUGGUGCGUAGCAUUGUAUAACAUCUAGGUUGAUGCUACGUUUCUUUGUUCGAAAGGUUGCUAAAAGAAUUCUAGGUCCAUGGGCCUCCCAUCCAAUGAGUGCUCCUUGUGCUGCCCUUGAUAGCAUCAUAGCAACACCCAGGGUAUGUGGGGCAUUGUCUUCUUCGUGUCCCGAAAAUAUCACCAUCUCUCCUGAGAUUAAUCUCUUCUGUCCCCAUCCAGUCCAUCUUGCUUCACUAAUUCCGAGAAUGGUGAGCUUAUAGCUCCUCAUCUCAGCGGCUAUUUGUGCCGCUUUACCAGCCUCGUACAUGGUGCGGACAUUCCAAGCGCCAAUGACGGUGGUAGUCCUGGUAGAGAUGAUGGUUGUCGGCUUAAUAGCUUCCAGGUUUCGGCUUUCACUAUUAGGCGUCAUAUUUUCCUCCUCAAGGAAUCCAUCCUCUCCCAGGACUGAAAUGUCUUUUGUUACUCUUUUCGGUGCUUUUGUAACUAUGAUUUUUUACAUGGCAGGGUUGUUGGCCUUGCGCACAACCACUUGGGGGGUUGCCCCUCACAGCUCAAUGGGUAGCUGCCUUUGUUCGGGUUAGGUCCCUAGCCUUUGUGGAUCCCUCCACUUCCUACAAGGCAGUAGGGCUGAUUUUGGUCCGCCCCGGGUAUUUUAUUUCCCCGGUACCCUCCAUAUCUGGCGGGCUUUCCCCUAUCCGCCGGCUGGGGAGGUGCUCGAUAGAAGAUCAGCAUCUCCCACAAGAUGCUCAGAUACAUCUGUAUAUUUUUACUAAACUCUGCCAGAAAUGCUUUUAUUCAACAACUUAAAUGUGUGACCUAAUGUUAUGUUUAGAUCAAAUUGAUGAGAAUCUUCGUAAGGCCCUGCAGUCAGAACUCUAUGAGAUGGCACCAGGGUUAACAGUGCAAGCUGUGCGUGUAACAAAACCAAAGAUCCCAGAACAGAUCCGUAAAAAUUAUGAAGCUAUGUAAGUAAUCGUAAUUCAUUUCCAAAUAAAUAAAACUUAAAUAAUUUUUUUGCCAAAUAUGGGACAAACUCAGUUUUAUUUUUUUACUGCUCACUUUUUUUAUAAAUUUGAAACUCUUCUAUACAGGGAGGGAGAAAAAACAAAACUCUUAAUAGCAAUACAGAAACAAAAGGUAGUGGAAAAGGAAGCUGAAACUGACAGAAAACGAGCCAUCAUAGGUUAGUCUUCUUUUUUUUCCCCAAGUUUCUUAAGGAAAUUAUUGUUUCUUAACUAUCAGGGAUUAUUCUGAAAGCUGUAACCAACGUCAAAAGACAAAAUCUAUUUUUGCAUAGGGGCUAUGCACAUAAAUAAUGUGAAGGGGUAGGGGGGGGGGUGGUUAUCAUUUUAUUAUAUUGUGUUAUAUGGGUGGUGUGGGGGUGGUUAAGAGCAGUUAUUUAACAAUUACUUGUAUUUAUUUUAUAAAUGAAUUAUUAUUUUUGUAAAAUUUCUGCUUUUCAAAUUUAUGAAAUUACCCAGGUAUUUAAAAUGAUUAUUCUUGCUUACAAUAAUUAUCACAAUCCCUGGCAUUUUACUUGUUGCUUCUUGUUUUUGGACUUAGUUAGGGUUUAUCAGAGGGGGGAGGUUGCUAGAAAUAUUAUAUAAUAUUAGGGCGGUGGUCAAGGGAAAUGUUAUAUAAUGUCAUAGUGGGUAGGUAAUAAGUGUCAUAUUUUUGUGUUAUAUAAAAUGAUAGGUGAUUUUUACUCCCAUGCCAAGUGGGUUGGUGUCUUUCGGCUUUAUGGCUCACCUUGUCCCUUUGAACAGUCAUCAAGCAGGGCUAUUCAAUCUAUUAAUUCCAACUACUUAGUUGUAGCUUUGUGAAACAUCUGGCUAAUUUAGCCUGUAUAAAAUAUUUAUCCAAUUUAAAUAUUACUUUUACUUAGCAGUAAUAACGAAUUAUAAAUAUGAUUUAGGGGGAAAUUUUUGUAGGAAGUUAUAAACUUUUAAUUGCUAAAUUUCUAUAUUGCAGAGGCUGAAAAGGUGGCCCAGGUCUCAAAGAUCCAAUGGGAACAAAAAAUUAUGGAGAAGGAGUCUGAGAAGACAAUGUCUGAAAUUGAAGGUAUGAGCCAAGCUAUUUUGAGGAGGACAGAUUGUUUUCUGAUUAGUGAUGCACCAUAUUAUAAUUGGCAGAUUACUGUUACUGUCUCAAUUAUAAUCUUAUAGCUGAGAUAAAAAACUAGGCUCUUUAAGUACAAUGGUGUUAAAACACAAAAAAACUUUUUUUUUAGUGCUCCAAAUAAAAAGCCCAAUGAGGGUACCGGUAAUUGUUAAGAUUAUGCGAUUAGUAUAGAGUAGCUGUGACUGAAUUUAUUUAUAGACACACUUAAAUCAUGAUGUGCUGUUUAGAGUUAGUGCAAUACAUUGUAUCAGUGGCGUAGCUAGGGUUGGUGUCACCCGGUGCGGUAAACUCAUGGUGUCACACACACACACAUACCAUUUCUCUCCACUUGAAGAUCAUAAGGUCAAUGUAUUUAAGAACUGUAACAACGUUAAUUUUUAUUUAUUUUUACAUCAAAUUUACUUUCAUUAAAAUUUUCUAUUCCUGGUCCUCAAAGCUGCAAACCUGUCAAUCACUUGAUCAAAAUCAAUAUCCUUCACCAUAUCACUUUUAAUUGAUAGCAGAACCGUAUCAAAAAGCCUAGACUGUCCCAUGGUAAAUCGUAAAUAGUUCUUGAUAAGCCUUAGUUUUGAAAAGCUCCGCUCACAUUAGGCCCCAGACACACAGAUCGUAAGAAAUAAUUGAAGGCUUAGCGAGAGUAUUGGAAGAGAUUCUAGGAAGUCCCAUUCAACUAUGAAUUUCAAAACAUCAAAUACUGACCCGUCCAUGACUUUGUAAAAUUAAAUAUCAGCUGUCUUUGGGUGUCUUCUAAGCCUUGGUAUUUCUUUUAAAAGUUCAUCUUCUGACAACUCAUCAUAGAAAGAGGUUAAUUUUGGAACGGACAACAAUAACUCUUCUUCCCUUGCUGAUACUAGACUCUUGGGUUGAACAGCCCCAAACAUAUCGUCUACUUCCUUGAUCGCUGAUGAUCUGAUCUGGAGUUCAGACUGAAAGCGAUCAAUACACUCCAGCAUCUCCCUACUGUUUUCUUCGCGCAGAGCGAGUCCAGCAUCUAUUAACGGUUCUCCUGCCAUUCUCUUCUUAAACCUUUAUCUUCUCUCUGCUGAAAUUCCACAUUGGUAUGAUUUUAAAAGUGCCUUUUCAAUAGCAUGUUCCACCAAGUGACAGCGCUUCUCAUGCAGAAACAAUCUUAAUGCCUCUAGGUUUGUCACCACUUUGUCUAGAGUAAAGCCUGUAGUCUGCAGAUACUGCUGUGUAAGAUUAACUUCCUCAAAUAGAUCAGCCCAUAGGUAAAGGUAGCAGAUAAACGUGUCACAGACUUCAUGUAAAAGACCUUGUGCUUUACCUCUUGUUUACAAAUUUCUAAGAGGAUCACACAGAGCUUCAAUCCCCUCCACACAUUCAUCAAACUUAUCUUUCACUGUUUUAACAGCAGCAUUAUAAGCACUCCAACGUGUUGUUGACAGUUUUUUCAACCACAUCCCAGUGUGUUAGAACCCUCCAUCGAUGAGUGGAUGCAGCAAAGAAGAAAAAUAUUUUUUAAAGAGUUCCGAAAAAUGUAAUACACGAAGCAUUUUCUACAAAAGAGUGUUGACCACACAAUUUAAGCGAAUGGUACACGCAUCCAUUAAAAAUCGCUUUCUUAUUAUUUCUUGUCAGAAUGGCCUGAACACCUCCAUGGAUUCCAGACAUUGUAGCAGCAUUAUCGUAACCUUGAGCUCUGCACAUCAGUAUGUCUAAUCCAUCACAUUUUAGAUUUGUAAGAAUGUAAGACCUGAGGUCAACAGCUUUUUUCCCCUUUAACGGGAAAAAUCCAAGAAACACUUCUCUCACUUCAACUUUCCUAUUGUGGAUUUUCACAUAUCUGAUCACUUCAGUCAUCUGUUCAGUGUGUGAUAUAUCAGGUGUACUGGCGAACAUAAUUCCAAAAUACCUUAUAUCCAUGAAAAGAAUCUCCUUCACAUGAUUUGCAAGGAUAUUUAUAAAUUCAUUUUGGGUUUCUGAUGAAAGGUAAGAUGUGUAUGCUUUUUCUGUAGAUGCACUUCUCUUCAGUCUCAUUUGGUGCUCUUUUAGCACCGGGUCAUAUUUAGAUAGCAUCUCAACCAUUUCAAGAAAAUCUCCUUUAUUCAGUGAAGAUUCAUCUUCGUUGUGGCCAUGAAAUGCCAGAUUUUGCCUCGCAAGAUACAAUGUGAAGUCUAGCAACCUGUGCAGGAUAUCCCUCCAUUUUUUUCUUCUCCCUGUCCAUCACAGCAAUACUUUCGGCAUCAAUUGUUUUGUGUAUCCUAAGUCCUGCUGCCAAUACUUUUCACUUUUCAAGGCAACAUAGGUGCUCUUCCGAUGUUUCAUGAUUUUGUAAUUUUGGGCUCAGUAUCCACCACUUAUCCAGUUACCAGUAACAAAUAUGGAUGUUGUUUCUGUAACAUUAACAGCAAAGAAUCUGCAGCAAAAACAGUACAAUUUCUGACAGACGAGUGAAUAAACCAUCCAUGACCGCAGUAUUUUCUCGCCAUUUGGCAUCAUCCUGUAGAACCAUUGUUUUGUUAGCUAGCGCAAACCUCCUUUAGAUUUCGCAUCUUGCCUUGUCACUACGCUGAAUAGUCCGUCCUUGUUCUGAAAUGAGGUACUCCCUAUUUUAACAAUUUCAGACCGAAAAUAAUCUGGAACUGGUACAUUCCAGAAAGAAGCAUCUAAUAAUUGUGCCAGUUUUUCUCAUUAACCAUUACAUUUACAGUAUCUUGGUUUGAAUCUACAUUGUCAGCAGACAUUAAGUUUCCAAACUAUCAAUGUCUUUUACUUGUAUUUCCAUGUCAUUCUUUUCCAUUUUCUCCGCUAUUUGUUGUAUAGAACGCAUGCUGCUGGUAUCGAGAGAAUCAGUAUCAAUGGUAGGCUGAGGAACGUCUUUUUAUGAACCCUGACCAUCAUUUGGUUUCUUGACAUAUCGAAGCAUGUAUUCUGGUAAUGAUUUUAUUGAAUCAGGUAUUUUCUUUUUUGCUUUUCGCUGCUGGCAGCCACUCUGCCGUUUAGAUUUGUGCACGCCGCGUGGCAUGAUAUAAUAAUCUUGAACAAUAAACAUGUUUUCAUUUUGUCGUGUUCAAGACAAAAAGCAAAAUAAUUACUUACGACAAUUAAAAAAAAGCAGAGUACUAUCAAAAAUAAAACACAGAGAGGUGGCAGGUAAAACCCAAUAGUCAAAAACUGACAAUUGUGCUAACUGUUAAGGCGGGACGGUACAGGUACUAGUGACGAGUCUGGAAAAAUAUUAAAUUUUCAGUAUUUCUGGGUUUUGAUAUAUAAUAUUACAUAUGUCUUCAAAAAACUUUUGUAUUUAAAAUUUAAUAAAUAAAAAUUAAUCAUUUAAAGACUGAAAAUUAUACACAACAAUAUAUUUUUUUAACCCUAUAAAUGGGUAAAAAUUUAGUUUUAAUAUUGUUGAUUUUUACCGAUUCAAUAUUUGUACUUAAAAUAUCCCUGCCACAUCAUAUUUGGUAUCAAUGGAAAGCCCUAUUUCUCAGAAUUUAGAUAAAUAUAGCUUUCUGUCACUUACGGAAGUUACCGAACACUUCAAUUGGCGCUAAGUAAUGACUGUAUUUUUCUGACCUAAUUAUAAGUUCAUCUCAUAUCUGACGCAUCAACCUUGAACUUUUAAUAAAGCAUGCAUUUGGAUUGGUUACAUUAGUUAAAAAUUUAUUUGUGAUCGGAUAUAUCCUUUUAGUAAUCUCGUUUAUACUGAGCAGUGUGUGCUCUGUAAAGAUGCAAUUUUUCAAUAGGGUGUCACCCCUAAAAUGGUGUCACCCGGUGCGGUCCGCACCCCCUAGCUACGCCACUGCAUUGUGUAUUUGGAGUUAAGAGGUUAAUAUUUGAUUAUUUUCGUAUAAUUAAUUACAUAUUAUAAUUUUUAUCGAUAACCAUUGUUUUAACAAUUCUUUCAGAUUUUACUCAUCUUGCUAAAGAAAAAGCUAAAGCGGAUGCUGAAUUCUACAAAGCUGAAAAAGAAGCAUUGUCCAAUAAGGUGAAAUCUUGAUCUCUUCUUUCCCAAAGGUUUUUUUUAAAUGUAACUUGGAUCUUAUAUUGAUAAUUUAAAAUUAUAACCAUCUAAAAAAUAAUUAUUGAAGUUAUUAUUUUGUCACAAAGAGUUGUUUUUAAAUAAAAAUGAAUAUUAUAUACAUUAAAAUCAAACUUAACAAUAUGUUAAAUAGAAAUGAAAUUGAAACUCAUUAUUUUAUUUAAUGUAUAAUUAUUUUUUUUAAACAAACAGUAUUUUUGCAGAACUUUGAAAAAAGGUUUGUUCUUUAAAUGCAGGUUAAAUUAACUAAAGAAUACCUUGAGAUGCUAAGGUAUCAGGCUAUAGGGAGCAACACCAAAAUCUAUUUUGGAAACAAUAUACCAAGUGUAUUUUGGGACCCUGCUAUUUCUUCAUCUAGUCAAUCC
This is a messenger RNA of Lymnaea stagnalis (great pond snail), 10747 nucleotides long. The record is from the annotation of a GenBank genome assembly. Lineage: Eukaryota; Metazoa; Mollusca; Gastropoda; Lymnaeidae.